CAUGAUUGUAUAAAACGGGUAUAAUCAUUUUUCGUCAUGAUCAAUACACGCUACGUAAAAUGAAAAUCAGUGUCAUUUAUGCAAAGUAUGAGAUUUGCAACUAAGAGCAUACAGAGAUCUAUGAUAUUGAAGUAUUUAGAGAAGGGUAUGAAUAUGGAAUAUACAUUUUAUUUUUUAGUGUAGAGUGUCUCAGAAGAACUCAGAAGAAAAAAACACACGAAGAAGUUUGGGAAAUGUUAUGUGAAAUGUGCUGUAUAAACAUAGAUCUCGUGGAUCUUAUAGAACUCCAGAUCUUUUUGGGGCUUUCGAACGUUUUUUUUUUUUUUUUUAAAUGAAGGUAAAAUCGAACUAUUAAAGAUUAUGGUAGUAGUACAGUAUAGUGCAAGUUUUUUGCUAAUUCUGUGCAAGCUACAUAUAUUCUCAGCACUAAUAUCUUACAGUCUAUCGUCACACGUUAUAAUAACUUCACUGCUCUAAUGUAGUCAAAUUUCUUUAGUUAAACAGCUUUAAUAGCUUGUAUCAUAUUUUUUUUUGAAAUAAUUAUUUCUUAAAUUUUUUUAUUUUUUUUAUCUAGCUUUAUCCGUGGCAUUUGAAGAAAAGAUCGACAUCCAUUUGAUUAUUUACUGUAUAAACUAUAUAGGCGGUCACAUAGCAAUAAAGUAUUUCUCAUAUUUCUGCCAAUUCGUUCGUUUUACUUUUUCUUAUUAUGUCAUAAUCAAAACCAGAAACACUUCAUUGAUUUACUACAUCUCGAUUAUAGUAGUAUAACUUCCCGAUUUUGUUUUUUUUUUUCAAAAUCACAUAGUAAACCAACGUGAAUUUCACUUCAAUAAGGACGUAUAGAUACUUCCUACUGCGACUGGAACGUAAAAUGUACAUUAAAUAAAAGAACGAUAACUAUCAACAAUGGUUACUAGGAGAGACAUUACAUAUCGAUCGACAUUAUCAAAAUUGUCAGAACUGUACUGUAACCGUAAUUGUAUCUAUGUUCUUCAACAAUGGGGGACAAUUCUUUGUCUUCCAACGAAUAUCCAACAAGCGACAGUUUUAGAAAGAGAUGAUUUAUAUUUUAUGAUGUGCAUCCUAAUUCAAAUUGGUAGCCCCUUAACAGAACGAUUACGUCAUUUUCUUAUAGUAUUUCAAACCGGGGAACACUAUCCUAAUAUAUAUGACAUUCCAUAUUAUAACACAAUCAAGAAGUAUUUAAGAUUUUUGGGCUUAGAUCCACACCAAAAAUAUGGAUUGGUCAUUGUAAUUAUAAUGGUGAUUAGUAUGACAAGCGGACUUAUUCCAAUGUCAAUCGUAUUGUACGGAUCAUUAUACACCAAGAAUCUGGACAUGGUGCUCGAGUGUCUGCCACAUUUAGGUGCACUUUUGACCAGUGUCGUUAAAAUAUUGAAUGUUCAUCUAAACAGAGAAAACUUUAGAAAAUUGUUCGAUUCUAUAACGAAAGAAUGGCAGCAGCUGAAAUUAAGUCAAGAUUUGUACAUUCUGGAAGAAGUCACCAUACGGGGCAGCAAAAUGGCGAAAUUGUAUCGAAAUACUUUACUGAUAUGUAUGGUUCUUUUUUUACUCGUUCCACUGCUUCCUCCUAUGUUGGAUAUCGUUCUUCCACUAAACGAAACUCGACCACGACAACAAAUACUUAAUGUUAAUUAUGUGAUUUUUGACAGCAAUAACUAUUUUUUCUACGUGUACUUACAGUUAUCUUGGACGUCAGUAGUAGUUUCAAUAAUCAUAGUUACCGUAGAUUCUUUAUUGAUGCUUAUAGUUCACCACAAUAGUGGACUAUUUGUAGUAUGUGGGCACCAAAUCCAGAAAAAUACAAGGAACUUAAAUUCGUUCACUAAUGAAGUUAUGUCGGAACGUUACACAUACAAACAGAUCAGAAAUUGCGUGAUCAUGCACAAUAAAGCCAUAGAGUUUUACGAUAUAUUAGAUGAAAACAAUCGAAUUAGCUAUAUGAUUCAAACUGGACUAAAUAUGAUUGGUAUAACCACGACAGCUGUUCAAACAGUCAUUAACUUAGAUAGACCGGGAGAAUCAAUUAAAAGCGCUGUGCUAUGCGGUGCUAAUCAGUUUCAUUUGUUUAUGCUUAGUUUACCUGGACAAAUACUUGUAGAUCAUUGCACCGAACUAACGAAACAAUUAUACAAUUCUACAUGGUAUGGAGCACCAAUGGGAGUUCAAAAAAUGCUUUACAUGAUGCAAAUAAGAACUAGAAGGCCAUGUACAUUAACUGCGUGUGGAUUAUACCAAAUGAACAUUGAGAACUUUGGAACUACCUUCAAAACCUGCAUAUCGUACAUUACGAUGAUGUUGUCAUUGAAAGGAUGAAGUUCACUGUUACCUCUAUAUCCGUUGCAUUUUAUACUUGGACUGAGUAAGCAUGAAGAUGGUAUAAUAACCGAUAUAAUAGUUUGUCAUUAUAUCGAACGUACAAAUAAAAUUAAUAAAUCACGAUGAUUAGUUGAUAUACUUUAA
Bombus huntii is the source of this 2484-nucleotide messenger RNA. Its product is annotated as odorant receptor 9a-like. Gene Ontology annotation, biological process: detection of chemical stimulus involved in sensory perception of smell; sensory perception of smell. The record is from RefSeq and is a predicted model, not a curated record. The transcript is spliced from 12 exons. Gene Ontology annotation, molecular function: odorant binding; olfactory receptor activity. The coding region runs from base 907 to 2337 and encodes 476 amino acids. Gene Ontology annotation, cellular component: plasma membrane. Lineage: Eukaryota; Metazoa; Arthropoda; Insecta; Hymenoptera; Apidae.